Molecule: messenger RNA, 639 nt
Organism: Seminavis robusta
Lineage: Eukaryota; Bacillariophyta; Bacillariophyceae; Naviculales; Naviculaceae
Source: the annotation of a GenBank genome assembly
AUGAAAAGCCUGAUAAACGCCGAUCAUGGGCACCUAAAGGCAAAGACGGUUGGUAUUCGGCCCAGCAAGAACACACUACCAUGUACCAGUUACAUCUGGAAACAGCAACAAUUGCGAGAGCGAGCUGACACCCUGGAAUGGUUCCCACACCCACAAACACCUCUCCAUCCCACAAACUCCACUCAUCAGGAACAACUAUCGUCGCCACACGUCCAAGACCUCAACAACAUCCUCUACGCACAUGCCCUAUCCGAGCUACAACCAAUCAUCGACGCCAUACUCCUACAGCCAACAAAAAAUGUCUGGUUCUAUAUAUCACAGAAAUACCUGACACCGGAAACAUCCGAAAAACACGAGGGUGCCAAGCCCCAAACACGUGGCGUGAAUACAGUUGCCAACCACCACUGCACUCUCGACAUGACACUGCCACAGGAACUCAGCAACGAUCCGACGGCAACAACACAAGACCCAGCGGAGGGAAUUAAAGAAGGCAUUCAAAGGUCUCGCCGACACCAAGAUGCCACACUAGCCCGUACGCGAAUUCAGCCAAAGAGCAGUGAGGGCCACCUGGGAACAGACAGGCAACUGCAAGGUUCGUGCCGUCUACUCGACUUGUUGGAAGACGUCAACGCACCAUGA